AUGGCGGCGAGCCGCCUCACGCCGAGCGAUCCCGCACACUUUCCCACCCGCAAAUCGCCGGUCCUCAAAGCCAUGUCCAAGGGAACCUCGAUCAAAGACGCAAUCAAGGCCUGGGAAGAAAAAACGGGCCAGGUCGCUGCUGAAGCCAAAAUCAUCAAGUUCUGUAUGACGCAGCCCUUCAUCACUAAAAUGGAUGCCUCGCUGGCGGCCCUUGUAAACUGCGAACACCUGGCCCUCUCAACCAACCUGAUCGAGAAGAUGUCGAAUCUGCAGGGCCUAUCCCACCUCCGCAUUCUCUCGCUCGGGCGGAAUUGGCUGAAAAAGAUUGAAGGACUCGAUGCCGUGGCGGACACCUUGGAGGAGCUGUGGGUGUCCUACAACCAGAUCGAAAAACUCAACGGCAUCGAGUGUUGCAAAAAACUCAAGGUGGUUUAUGCGAGCAACAACAAGAUCAAGGCCUGGGACGGUAUCAUGUGUCUGAAAGAUCUGCCUCAGCUGGAGGACGUGCUUUUGGUGGGAAACCCGGUCGAGGAGAAGGCCACGGCCGAUGGGGUUUGGGUGAAUGAGAUGACCAAGAAGUUUCCCACGCUCAAGCGGCUGGAUGGCAAGCCCAUCAUUCACGAAGAGGAGGGCGACGAAGAGAAAACAGACUGAG
Molecule: messenger RNA, 655 nt
Organism: Polychytrium aggregatum
Lineage: Eukaryota; Fungi; Chytridiomycota; Chytridiomycetes; Polychytriales
Exons: 6
Coding region: 1-654 (217 amino acids)
Cellular component (GO): cytoplasm
Molecular function (GO): protein kinase binding
Source: RefSeq, a predicted model, not a curated record